AUGACUCGAUGCAUCCAGUUGCAGACAUACGAUCACGUGCGCAACGCCGUUGGGACAAGCGAAUCUGUAAUGUUUCGUCCGGACCCGUUUACUGCUCCGAAUAAUGCUCAUCACGAUACGCCACCAUUUCCUGUGCAGUCCUUAUCAGCGACGAGAACUUCAUAUGUUGAUGAGUAUCGCCCGCGAUCCCAGAGUGCCGACACACGACGACAUUCAUUUGUGCAACGUCGAUUGUUCUCUGAGGAUCACGACCCAUCCACAUUACUGUUAAUGUCGACUGCGUCAGCAUCGUUAGAGCCGUACUGUAUCACUGACGUCGACAGUGGCACAAGGCGCAAUUCAGGCCAGAUCAGCAGCUUCGACGACAAGUCAGUGACACAUCUUCGAAGACCUGCGUCGAGCACGGUUCAGCUUCCGUCGUACAGAGAGCGAGUUGAGGAGCAGCUCUCCCUGCAGUUUAAUAGCGCCGCCCACAAUUUCACACAGCACCUGCGGGAGCGCUCUCCGUCGAGUAGCUCGGCGCUCCUGAAUCUGCUUUCUCGCUAUCCAUCAGCUAAACAGUCUGUGUAUUCAUCUAAAGUUGGCUCAACGGCGGUCGCUCAGCAGCGCAUCUAUCGUCUUGACGAACGACCCGUCGACACACAUUCCUAUCGUCCCACGGACGCAGUGCCUGGCUAUCCGCUGGUUGAACUCUCUGUGCCAAAGCAACAAUCACAACAGCAGCAACAACAGCAACAUCGUCGUCAGCAGGUGCACUCACAUCAUCCCCAUAAACAGCAGCAUUGGUAUCAGACACAGCAGCCAAUCUAUGUCAACCUCUCAUCACCGCAUCGCACUCAAUCGUUACCUCUGAACGGCCAAGCACUUUUGCCUCGUGAAAACCCACUGAACGUCUCUGUUUACAGCGACUUCAAUCAUUCACCAACACAUUCGCACUCAAGCGGCGGUAGUGGUGGAGGUAGGGAGAGUAAUCCCAGCAACACGUUACGAUACACAAACGGUGUUGGCACGCUGCAUCCACAGAACUCCGUUUCUACAGCAAAACAAGUUGGUGAUCGAUCUGAACGUAAAUUUCAUACUGAUCUUCUAAACAACAACGACACUCCUACUGCAAGUUAUAAGCGCUGGGAAGAUUAUUUCGACGUGACACAGCUCGAUUCGUUAUUGGCUUCAGUACUCGAAGAGAAUAUGAAUCGAUCGACAACGGAAUGGAGCAACUCAUUUGCACAAGUGCAAAACAGAUUCAAGAACCUGCCGCCAGAAACAGGAGACAGUGGUCUGCUUCAUUGUUUCACAAGCUCCGGGGCGCCGACGUUACCACGACGUUGCGGUUCGUUGUUGAUGCUGAAGUCCGCCAGCAAUAACGAGAUGAGCAGGUCCGAAAGGUCAGUGUUAAACUCAGCUAUUGAGCGUCGUGCCGCUGAAGCUCCUGAACUGAGAAAAUCUGGCGCAAUCGACAGUUUCUGGAGUAACACUGUCAACAACCGAUCAUCAUCGCGGACGAUCCAACGGAUACCCGGCAGCCUAACAGCUGCUGAGCGCUUGCAGAUGCUUCAAGAAGAUACUAACUCAUCUUUUAGUAAUAUGAAUAAGCCGGGUACCGGUGCACAGUUGGCAGCCAGACGUGCGCAUUACUUACACGAGGCGUCUUCGGCUUCCACAUACAUUCCACCACAUCGAAAUGCAGCUCCCCAGCGACCCGGUACGCCUUCGGUUCAUCUCCAAGAUCCCUUACCGAACUUUCGCGAUCUAGACAAUGCUGUACGGGAGUUGCAGUGUGGCGUGCGUACAACUUAUAACUCUAAUAAAGCUAGACAGCUCGGCGGAUGCGCACGGUUUCCAACAGAUGACCAUGUGCACGGUCCUCCUCGAGUUGUUGAUGUCGCUAGUACGAUGUCACGAAAAAUGAACUCUUCCAGUCCCACCGAUUCGAACAGCGAAACGUCGUCAGUGUACCAGAUACCAUCUCCAUCAGGCCUUCCGCAUCCAAAGCCGAAACAUAACAUUAAAGAGCAGCUAUCAAAUGCGGGAGUGCAGCCGUACAACGUUUUCCGUUCGGGACUACGUGUGAGCCCGCAUUUCCCUAUACCUGUGACCGGCAGUGUGGCAUCACGAAUAACGGAAUUUGAAAAACGUCCCGGUACGCCGGCGUUACAAAUUGCCAGUGCUCCAAGUCAGGAAAAGAGCCUUGUAUCGAAUGGCCCAAUGAGCCCUAAAUCGAGCGUGUUCAAGAGUAAAGCCGUCAUUCAUGUUGAUACUGGUUCGAGAAGCCCACGAAGCCUCAGUAACUCCGCUACCGUCUUCAAUUUUCCUCUGCCGACGAAAGUAAGUAAAAUUUGA
Molecule: messenger RNA, 2340 nt
Organism: Haemonchus placei
Lineage: Eukaryota; Metazoa; Nematoda; Chromadorea; Rhabditida; Trichostrongylidae
Source: the annotation of a GenBank genome assembly